This is a messenger RNA of Hirsutella rhossiliensis, 1050 nucleotides long. RefSeq lists its product as uncharacterized. The transcript has 4 exons. The record is from RefSeq and is a predicted model, not a curated record. Lineage: Eukaryota; Fungi; Ascomycota; Sordariomycetes; Hypocreales; Ophiocordycipitaceae. Bases 1 to 1050 code for a protein of 349 amino acids.
AUGUUGGAAUCUCCAUACCCACUCCAAGGCAUCACCGACGCUGACUUACAGAGGCUCACGGAGGCGCUUUGGGACUGGUACAUCUGCGAAGCCUGUCAGAGCGGCGCGGAAUGUAUCAUGGCCCGCUGCGCAUGGAAGCGCUCAGCCCGGUUGGGGCGCUUCUUCGACUUUUACAAGGACAUCACAACCUCUUAUGUGCCCGACUUAUUGCCAUGCAGCGAGCCGGCUCUCCGCAGGCAUGAGGACAUUAUUGGCACUAUCCUACUUCUCAGGGAGAAACCAAGCUCGAAGCGUUCCGAACUGACGCACGAGUGCUUCUCCCGACGCGACGCCAAGCCGCCCUCACUGGCGGACCAGCAUCGGGCUGUUAAUCUCAUCGUACAGGUCAUGGCCAUGGUCAAGUGCUCGGCCGAAAACCAACCCUUGGGUGUUCUCGAGCUUGGAACACAGCCGCUGCUAUGGCGCACGGAUAAAUCGCUAGCCGAAUUCAUGUCGAGCGCCUCUCCGCAGUCUGACAAUGUCAAUCUCUGCGUACACGACGACCUAAACGGCCGCAGAGGCGUCGUGGAAAUUUACCAUUACACCAGCGUCUUGAAGGAGCAUCUGGUGGCGUCGCGGCCUGAUGAUGGUACUGCUACAUUUGAGCAAUCCAUCUCCAAGGGCAACAUCCCGAGACAGGUUGCGUUAGAAGCCCUAGAUUCGGUGCAAAAGAUACUCUUUCCUUUCGACUCUGAUUCCGAGUGUUUCCUCCGCGAACUAGUGUCGAAGCAAUCUUUCGACCCCGAUUGCCUGCGAUACGACUCGACCGGAUAUCGGAUGCAAGCUGAACAAGAGAUAUGCUACAAGUACUUUAGCCGUCGGCUUAUGGACCUCUUUGAGGAGCUUGAGAACCCUAACCCUCGGGGAAUCCUUGAGAAGUGGUUUCAGCGCAAGAGCGGAGCGCGCUAUAUGAUGAUGGCGACACUUGUUGGCGUCCUUUUUGCCGUUAUCCUCGCCCGAAGGCUGAACAUCGUAUACCUGCAAUUCGGCUUUCCCAAGGAGGGCCCCUAG